GUUGAGAAAUGUGGCUCUUUGCAGAAGACAACGUAAGCAAGCUGAACUAGGUUAUUGGCGACCGUUUCACUUCUUGUUCUGUUCAGUUUCCCGUUGACUUCCUCGGCUAAAGCACGCGCAAAGGCAACUUAUGGGAGUGAGAAAAGAAGACGAAGAACCUCUAUUAGUGUCGGGCCCACAACAAAAUGAACAAGAAGAAGAAGAAGAGCAAGAGCGACGUAGAGAAGGAAAUGCAGGGGAUCUGGUCAGACAAACAUGGUUGGAGUCGAAGAAGAUGUGGGCGAUUGCGGGGCCCUCUAUUUUUAGCAGGCUGGCAAUGUUCUCCAUGACCGUCAUAACACAGUCGUUCGCUGGCCACCUUAGUGACCUUGACCUCGCCGCAAUCUCCAUAGCCUCCACCGUCAUCAUAGCUUUCACUUUCGGCUUCUUGCUGGGCAUGGCUAGCGCGCUCGAGACGCUCUGUGGCCAAGCUUACGGAGCCGGACAGUACCACAUGUUGGGUAUCUACCUUCAGCGUUCUUGGAUUGUUCUGUUUCUAUUUUCGCUUCUGCUACUGCCCAUGUUCGUGUUUGCUACGCCCAUACUAAAGCUUCUCGGGCAGUCCGAUGCGGUGGCGGAGGAGUCGGGGGUGGUGGCAAUGUGGCUUAUUCCGAUGCACCUGAGCUUCCCAUUUCAGUUCACAUUGCAGAGGUUCUUGCAGUGCCAGCUAAAGACGGGGGUUAUAGCUUGGAUCUCAGGGGGGACUCUUGCAGUCCACGUGUUUGUGAGUUGGCUUUUUGUAUAUAAGCUGAGCGUGGGGAUUGUUGGGACUGCUCUUACUCUUGAUUUCUCGUGGUGGCUGUCUGCUUUGGGGCUUUUUGGUUACGCUGUAUGUGGAGGAUGUCCUCAUUCUUGGACUGGUUUUUCAGCUCAAGGUUUGAGUGGGCUCUGGGAAUUUUUUAAGCUCUCUGUGGCUUCUGGGGUUAUGCUCGCGUUGGAGAAUUUCUAUUACAGAAUAUUGAUUAUAGUGUCGGGGUAUUUUCACAAAACUGAGGUUGCAGUUGAUGCACUUUCCAUCUGCAUAACUAUCUUUGCCUGGGAAUCUAUGAUUCCUCUUGGAUUUCUGGCUGCAACUGGUGUACGUGUAGCAAAUGAGCUUGGUGCAGGCAAUGCAAAAGGUGCAAAAUUUGCAACCACAGUCUCAGUGUUGACCUCCUUAGUUGUUGGACAUCUGUUUUGGUCAAUAAUGAUGGGCUUCCAUGAGAAGCUUGCGAUGAUAUUUACCUCCAGCCCUUCCGUUAUUGCAAUGGUCAAUGAAUUAGCAGUCCUAUUGGCAUUCACAAUACUUGUAAAUUGCAUUCAACCAGUUCUUUCAGGGGUAGCUGUUGGAGCUGGUUGGCAGGCUGUAGUGGCUUUCAUAAACAUAGGUAGCUACUACUUAGUUGGGGUCCCUCUUGCGGUUUUCCUGGGCUGGUUGCUACCUUCUGGGAUUACGAGUAUCUGGUCUGGAAUGAUUUGCGGAACUGUGGUUCAGACAUUGAUACUAACCGUCAUCACCCUGAGAUUUGAAUGGGAAAAAGAGGCACAAAAGGCGCAGAUUCAUAUAACAAACGAGGUAGCUUCUAACAACUAACAUCAACUCAACGAAUUUGUAACUUAUGAAGCCUGAGAUGUCGUUCUAUUUAAAAUGGGAGCAGUCUGUUCAUCUAUAUAACACAUGUCAAGAUAUACACUAUGAGAUCUGGUAUUAAAAAAUAGAACAUAUUGCAUAGAACAUGGCUCAAGCUCACCCAAUAACAUUGAAUCUAGCAUAAAGCAUCGCUUGACGUGCGAGAUGAAGUAAGAAAACAGAGUGCUUAAGGGACAAGUGGCAGAUAAAUGUAGUUGCAGGGCAUCGCGGGCAGCCUUGAGUGUGACUGAUGGCUCCAGCCAUUUCAUGGGCUCCAAGAGCUAACCAUUGGCAUCAUGUUGAAGGAUCCCCAGCGAUGGCGGGCUGUUGAUGGAUCUAUCGGUGAUGAGUGCAUAUCAUCCCCUUCUCAUCAAUGCCAUUCUGGUGUCCAAGGUUAUAUUCCUUCUCAACUUUACUUACUGGAUUGAGCGUGUGGAGGAGAUAUUGUACCAUGCCUUACUUGAGAUGGCAUUGUUUUGGGCAUGAUUAGUACUGUUGUUUGAUUUAGCAUUGUGUUGUGGAGUUGUGCUUUUGUGGUUAAGUUGGUGUUCAUCUUUGGUUUUGUGUUGUUUAGCCCUGUUGUAAGAUUUGAGCUCUUGGAUUGAAGAAAUUUUACUUGUGUUA
Molecule: messenger RNA, 2272 nt
Organism: Juglans microcarpa x Juglans regia
Lineage: Eukaryota; Viridiplantae; Streptophyta; Magnoliopsida; Fagales; Juglandaceae
Product: protein DETOXIFICATION 27-like
Exons: 8
Coding region: 131-1612 (493 amino acids)
Biological process (GO): xenobiotic detoxification by transmembrane export across the plasma membrane
Cellular component (GO): membrane
Molecular function (GO): antiporter activity; xenobiotic transmembrane transporter activity
Source: RefSeq, a predicted model, not a curated record